Messenger RNA from Amborella trichopoda, 1638 nucleotides. The record is from RefSeq and is a predicted model, not a curated record. Lineage: Eukaryota; Viridiplantae; Streptophyta; Magnoliopsida; Amborellales; Amborellaceae.
GGUGCGAAGACCCCGUUCUAGAGCGAGAAGAAAUGUCCCCUGUUUCUCUCUCUAGGUAGCUUUUACGGUUCCUUCUCAACUAUCUUCAAGCCGCUUACCCGCUCUCUCUCUCUCAUCUACCCCUCUCUCUCACUUAGGGGAAAAUCAGAGUUGAGAAAGCGUUGCCAUGAAUUUCCUUGUUUUCGAAUCCACUCGGACUUGAGAAUGCGUUGCCGUGAAUUUCCUUAUUUUCGAAUUCAGAUGAGAAAGGGGAAAAUCAGAGUUGAGAAAGCGUUGCCAUGAAUUUCCUUGUUUUCGAAUCCACUCGGACUUGAGAAUGCGUUGCCGUGAAUUUCCUUAUUUUCGAAUUCAGAUGAGAAACCAUGAAUGUCUUUCUUUUCGAAUUCAAUCAGAGAUGAGAAAACGUCCCCAUGAAUUUCCUGACGACAUUUUGCUCCGCAUUCUAUCCCUCCUUCCGGUAGAAAUCAUCUGCAGGUUCAAAUGCGUAUGUAAAUCAUGGCAACAACUCCUUUCUUCUAAGGAUUUUGCGCGAAUCCAUUCUCUCUCCACCACCUUCCCAUCGGACACCAUUGCCAUAGUUCCCGUGCCCUCGGGCUUCUCUGAUGCGAUUGCCCCUGUGCGCACUGGCUUCUCCUUUAUUCGGAUCACCCCAGAAGAUUCGAUCGAAUCCCCUCCGCUGGUAAGGCCGCCAUCAGGAGGUGAGAGUCUCACUCAAUUGGCCUGCAGCAAUGGCAUGUUGUGUUAUACAACCUACUUAAACCCCAGUAUCCAUGUCUGUAAUCCUGUAACAAAGCAACAUCUCACCCUUCCGGUCCACCCUUAUUACCUUCCGGAAAUUAUAGCGUUUUAUUUCGACCCUGUGAACCACAAUUUCAAGUUGUUGAUCGGAAAAGAGCAUGCUGUGUUCAGCUCAGCCGCUGGGCAUUGGAAACAGGUUGCAGGCUUGCCAGCAUCCACAUCGUGGCAGCGGCCGGCCAUUUGCGUGCGAGGCAUUUGUUACCAAGUUUGCAGAGAAGACAACCAGAAUAUGUUGUCUGCCUUUGAUAUGGAGACUGAAAGUUCAGAACGUAUUCAAAUGCCUCUGCAAACCAUGAAAGAAUGUAAGAAAUGGUUACUCAAAUUGGUGGAGUGGAAGGGCCAGGUUUGCUUGGUUCAUAGGGCUGGAGAUUGUGAGUUUGAGAUAUGGGGGCUGAUCGAGGAAGAUAAGAAUUGGGAGAAAGUUAUCAGUGUCCCAAUCAAUGAAAGAUUUCAGUCUAAAAUUACUUGGAAAUCGCUCGUGGUACCGCAUUGUAAUUCGCUCUUUGUUGCUCAACUCGAUUGGUGCAGUGUUGAUCUCUCUUUACCUGAGAAUGAGCAUGGGAGAAGGAAAUCAAACUGGCAAUUCAAGUGGCAUGAUCCAAUUGGUUUUGGUGUUUUACAUGGCCUUUAUCCAUUUACUCCGACGCUUAAUUAUUUGGGCAGCUAACUGUGCCUCUGAUUUGGUUUUUUUUAUUCUGUGUUUUCUUGAGAAUAAUCCUUUUCUUUUAUGUUUUAACACAGGAGGCCCAAAUUAUUAUAUAUCGUACACCUUUUAGUAAGUUAGCCAUGGCCUUCUGGGAUUCUUGUGAAACUUUGAAAGCAAUAAGAGAUUUUCAACCA